Molecule: messenger RNA, 671 nt
Organism: Lactuca virosa
Lineage: Eukaryota; Viridiplantae; Streptophyta; Magnoliopsida; Asterales; Asteraceae
Source: the annotation of a GenBank genome assembly
AAUAUCCUAAAUGACAGAUCUGAUAGACUGAUGAAACACAUCUCGUUCUCUCUCCCUCUCACUCUCACUCUCUAUCAUGAUUUGGCGUAAUCGAUGCAAAGCUCGAUUUGUUCCCGUAUCAGCAAUCUGUUGAUGUUUUCUUCUUCGAAAACACACUUAUUUCUUUUUUCUUUAGAAACAAUCGUUUCAACAAUCCGAUGAUCCCAGCCUAUGUUCGUCAGUUUUUGUUGUGAUUUGAUUGGAAGAGGAAGUGGCGGUGUUGCGAUGAAUCCAAAAUCGAUCGUGAAGAUCAAUGUAGCUGACUAUGCGACACCAAAUAUCGAGGUUGUUAAUUACAUCAUAAAACGUACAUUUGCGAUCCACCGACAAACUACUGGUUGGAACUACAACAACUUACCAGUGGACAUGAUUAUAUUCAUCCAAACAAUAUGUUCUGCCUUUUAGCUUCAUCAAUUCUUAUAAUCACCUGGCUCAAAUGAAAACCAUCUGGAGGUCAGGUGGUGAAAGAUGCAAAAGAAAAUAGUGAAGAGAAUCACUGAUGAAUUGGUUCAGGAAAUUUUAAAAGAUUUGGAAGAAAUUGUGUUGAAUAUUGAAGAGUUGAAAAAUGAUAAAUUGAAGAAAAUAUGGAAAUAUUGACACGAAGACAUGAAAACGCUUUGAAAUUUUGUAGC